Labeo rohita (rohu) is the source of this 3067-nucleotide messenger RNA. RefSeq names its product heat shock transcription factor 4 (gene hsf4). Gene Ontology annotation, molecular function: DNA-binding transcription factor activity; sequence-specific DNA binding. The transcript is spliced from 13 exons. Bases 239 to 1564 code for a protein of 441 amino acids. The record is from RefSeq and is a predicted model, not a curated record. Lineage: Eukaryota; Metazoa; Chordata; Actinopteri; Cypriniformes; Cyprinidae. Gene Ontology annotation, biological process: regulation of DNA-templated transcription.
GCUGCUUUGUUGAGUGAGGGGGUAUAGUGGUGAUGCUGCAGGGCAUUGCUUUAUGCUGACUCUGACCUGUGGGAAUGGCAGGGAGCGAUAUGGCCCUAUGACUAGGCCACAGAAAGAGAGAGGAGGAGAAGGAGAGAGGAACAGCAUCAGCAACGUACAUCCCAAGAGAGCAUCGAUUUGGAAAUGGACUAAAAUACUACUGGAUUAAAAACUCAUCUGUUCAAGUCCAAGUGUAGCCAUGCAGGAGAACCCAGGCUCCAUAGGUGUGGAUGGAGGAUAUGCCAGCAAUGUACCUGCUUUCCUCACUAAACUCUGGACUCUCGUGGAGGACCCAGAGACCAAUCAUCUGAUUUGCUGGAGUACUACGGGCACCAGCUUCCAUGUUUUUGACCAGGGUAGAUUUGCCAAAGAGGUUCUGCCCAAAUACUUCAAACACAAUAACAUGGCAAGCUUUGUACGCCAGCUCAACAUGUACGGCUUCAGGAAGGUGGUGAAUAUUGAGCAGAGUGGGCUGGUGAAGCCAGAGCGAGAUGACACCGAGUUCCAGCACCUCUAUUUCCUCCAGGGCCACGAGCAUCUGCUUGAACACAUUAAGCGCAAGGUGUCAAUAGUGAAGAGCGAGGAGACCAAAGUUCGGCAGGAGGACUUGAGUAAGCUGUUGUAUGAGGUGCAGGUGCUACGCAGCCAACAAGAGAACAUGGAGAUGCAGAUGCAGGAUAUGAAACAGCAGAAUGACGUUCUCUGGAGAGAGGUGGUAUCACUGAGGCAGAAUCACACACAGCAGCAGAAAGUCAUGAACAAGCUGAUUCAGUUCCUGUUUAGCCAGAUGCAGUCCAACACUCCCAGCACUGUGGGAAUGAAGAGAAAGCUUCCUCUCAUGCUGGAUGAUGGCUGCUCAACUCCUCCUGCCUCAAAAUUCAGCCAUAGCCACUCCACAGAGUCCUUGCAAGAAUCCUUCUAUAUCCAGUCGCCAUCCACAGAAAGUGCAUCCUGCUCCACUAGCAAUGUGAUGACAGGAGGGCCAAUAAUCUCUGAUGUCACUGAAAUCUCACAGUCUAGCACCAUGGCUUUACAAAUGCAGGCAGAGGAAUCUAGAGAAAAGUGUCUGAUGCUGAUUAAGGAAGAGCCGGUGAGUCCUGGGGUGCAGGGACGAGGAGAGGGUGUACCUCUCGGCUCCUGUGAGGUGUGCGCUGAACCCCCCGUCCUCCCUGUUGCCAUGGUACAGUCCGUCCUAGAGGGCCGAGGAUCUAAUUUGGGAGAAAGAAGGGCCAAAAGACCAAUGCUGGAAAGACCAGAGAUUCCUGAUGGCGUGGAGAAUGUUGACAUGAGCCUGGAGGAUUUACAGCUGCUUCUGAGGAGUCACCAGCAGAGCAUGGAAACCAGUGCUGCAGCAAUGGAUCCCUUCACAUUUAGUCUCUCUUUGAACGAGUGGAACUUCACAGAAAUGGACCCAAACUUGAAAUCAGAGCUGGCUAACGCCCUCAUCCCUGCUGCUGUGUCCCAGUACAUGUUUCAGGGUCAGGAAGGGGAGACGUACCCCACCGCUGGCUAUGAGGAGCAGUAAAGCCCUGAUAUGACAGCCAGCACAGAUCCCUCCUGAGAGCGAGCAGAGUAAUCCAUUUGAAAGCACGCCACUUGGAUUGUACAUUUUCCCAACGUCGGAAAAAGAAGGCUCAAAUUUAUCUAGUAUGUGGAGGUGAUAUACAGUAUCAAGUAAACAUGCUGACCAGCCCACUGGCGGAAGCUGCAUUUUUACAAAAACGUGGAGCAAUUCAACUCUUUGGAGAUGGAAUAUAUACAAUAAUCCUUUCUCAACGAAUAUAAGGAGUUCAGGCUACAUCAAGAUCAUUUUGAAGAUUUUUCUCAUGAUAAAAUUCAUCCUAAGGAAACCUCUAUUGCCAGGAAAAGGCAAUAUUAAGCAUUUCCAUUCCCAACUACUACAGUGCAGGUGAACUGUAUGCAAUAUGACGUAAAUCAUUGUGGCCCGAGUUUGAAUGCACUUUAGUCUGUGUGUUGGAUUUUUUGCUUUGUGGAGCUGUGAUUUCAUUUUCCCAAAAAUGUAACUGUAAAAAAUGAAUAUAUUUAGUUCAAAUUUAUAUUAUAAUGAAGCACACACUUGUAUUUCAAUAUAUAUUUGAAGACAUAAAAAGUACUGGUUUAAUCAUAUUAUGUAUGUGUUCAUGUGAGAGGUCUAGGGGUUAAAAAUCAGACCUCGCAGGUAGAAAACUGAAACGAUGCACUGCUUUUUGCACAAUUUAGUGUCUUUUCUCAAUAAUAUUUUAGUAUUAGCUGUAUUUGAUACGCUUAUGAUAUAUUGUGUGAUAUUUGCCCUCAUUUGGUACAAAUGUGUUGGCCACACUGGUUAGAUUCUGAAGAAGAUAGAAACCGCAGUUGUUAAUGCCUUCGAAAAUGAGCACUAUACUUAUGUAAUAUGUAUACAAUGUAUUCUAAUUUGACAUUUUCAGUUGACUGUUUUAUGCCCAUCAACCAAAUAACAUCUAACAAUGACAAUGCUCUAGGCUGUACGUAAGAAUGUGUUUAUUUUUCCUGCCAAACCUCAUAUAAUGAAGGCAAAUGAACACACAACAUACAAUAACAUUUCAGAGGCCAUAAUGCACUUUGUUAUUACAGGGCAGCCAUGUAGCAAUGCAAAAUACCCUAGAUCUCUUACAAAUGUGUUGAAUUUUAAGUGCAAUAUCGCUGCAUUUAUUUAUAUGAUUUCCCUAAAAAGCAAUUUUUGCAUUGAUUUGUAUGAUUUCUCAAGGAUGCGACAUCUAAUGAUGAUUUAGAUGGGAACUAUGAUGGAAUAAAAUAAAUUGCACUAAGGGUGAUAACUGUAUUAGAAAUAGUGUUUAUUCAGUGUUAGUUUAUACUCUUAUUUUUUCAUUAUUCCCUAUUAAAAUCAAUAAUUAAAUGGUUUGUUAUGAGAAGGGUGCUUUUUCACAUAGGUUGCAAGUCUUUCACUGUAUACUUAUUUUACUUUCACAAUGUAAUUAAUUGCACUGCUAAUAAAUGAAUGUAGAUUAACACGGCAAGACACAAAAGCAUGAAAGCAAGAAAGAAAGGA